Tricharina praecox is the source of this 2787-nucleotide messenger RNA. RefSeq lists its product as uncharacterized. Bases 113 to 2392 code for a protein of 759 amino acids. The record is from RefSeq and is a predicted model, not a curated record. Gene Ontology annotation, biological process: regulation of DNA-templated transcription. The transcript is spliced from 4 exons. NCBI's taxonomy places the organism in Eukaryota, Fungi, Ascomycota, Pezizomycetes, Pezizales, Pyronemataceae. Gene Ontology annotation, cellular component: Rpd3L complex; nucleus; Rpd3L-Expanded complex.
CACCCACCCACCACCCACCACGACCCUCCAAAUAGAACACGAGAAGCUGCUUCUUCCGAAGCACCCGUCGCCUCCGCUACCACCUGUCGUAAAGUCGAGGCGAAUUCUCGUAAUGUCAGAGUCCGACACAAAACCUGCGUCCGAGGACCCUGACACGGAUGCUGUUGUCAGGGAGUUUAUCGAUUACACCGAGUACCUCCCGAGCGACAUCAGCCGCUGUCUCUGGCGCAUCCGCGACCUUCACCGGCGCCGCGAAGCAGCACGCACAGAGCUGGAUGGGUACCUCAGGGAGUUCGCCCACCUCUCGGCUGCGCGUAGGCGAUCUGCGAUUCGGCCGGCCGCGGGCGGUCAGUUGUCGAAUGGCGUCAACGGUUUGCGCGCGAUGGAAUCGGCGUCGGCUAGCGACAAGGAGAUGGAGAUUCGCUACCUGAUCACGCAGCGCUGGAACGACUUCAUGCGUGCGGCGCGGGAGGCUACGGUGGAGGCCCAACGAUUGCUGGAACACGUCGAACUUCACCACUCGCGUAUCGUAGCGAUCCACGGCAAGCUUGGUACGAUCACUAUUCCGUCCAGAGAUCCAACGCCGGAAGAGAAGAGGCCACCGAAACAGAAACCCGAGCACCCGUACCCGCCGCGAAUAAACCUGCGUGUCAAUCAAAAGAUUGAUUCCUCCUCGCCACAACGAACACCACAGUCCACUCCUCGCGGCCGCGGACGACCCCGGCUGGGAGCAACCCCACACAGCCGUCCUCCCCCGUCGCGGCGACCACUAAAGAAGCCCGUGACUCCAGCAGCCGAACUGGGGGGGGAUGACGAGACAGACAUUGAGGACGACGAAGGCGGAUGGGAGGAUCUACCUGAAACUCCGGCUCUCCAUAACGCGGCUAGAACGAGCAAGAAAAAGAAAGGAUUCGCCAUCAAACGGGCGCCAAAGCUCCCGAACGCCGAUCCCUUGCUUUCCGGAGGUGCGCCAGCUCGAAAUCCAGACGGCACCGUCAUCCCGAACGCUCAGUUACCAUGGAACCAACUCACUAACGAGGAGCUGGCUCGGCUGAGGAAGCGGAUGAAGAAGAACGCCGGAUGGACUCCCUCGGUAACGAUGAUUGUCCGUGAGCUCGAAGCUUUGGACAGAGGUCCCAACAACAAGGACAACUUCAAGGACCAGUGGGAGGGAAAGCCGGAGGUCUUCAUCGGUCCGGAGGAUGGUGGCAUCGGCGACCCACAGAAAAUCCUUCCUGACGAUGGUGACGGUGCUCGCGAAAAUAAGGGAAUGCGUCUUAAUAGGGCCAAGAAACGCAAGCGAGAAGAGGAAAAGAAGGAGCGCGCACGUGAAGCCGAACGCUCAGGCUUGGAUCCCGUCGAAGUUGAGAAGAAGCUCCAAGAGGAAGAACAGGAGCGCCAGCGCAAAGAACAGCAAGCAAAGCGUCGGAAGAAGAAGGAAGAAGAGGAAGCCGCUAAACUAGCCAAGGAGAGGUUGGAGCGAGAGGCGGAGGAGAAGGCUGCAGCUGAGGCUGAGGCCGAAGCGGAGGCUGAGGCAGAGGCCGAAGCUAAAGCUAAAGCGGAGGCGGAAGCCAAGGCAAAAGCUAAAGCUAAAGCUGCUGCUGCUGCUGCCGCCAAAGAAAAGGCCGACAAGGAGCGUCAGGAGAAGCUUGAAAAAGAGAGAGUUGCUAAGGAAAAGGCGGCGAAGGAGAAAGCCGAAGCCGAAGCCGAAGCCGAAGCCGCGAAAGCUGCUGCCGAGGCUGCAGAGGCUGCCAAGCGACAGAAAUCGUUAGAAUCCGACGACGAACUCUCAGACGUCCCCGAUAUCGACGAACCAUCAGAUGCUAUCACUGCUACUUCUACCAGUAAUGUUAACAGCAGCAUCAAUGGUGAGGCACCGUCCAAACCUCCAAACCGUACCAGCAAGAGGCACUCAACAAGGCCGCCAUCUAGACCGCCCGGCACCUCAGUCCCUCCUCCCCAACGCCCAAAACGCAGCUCAGUUGUUUCCGCCACAUCUCCGCCCCCACUUGUAGUGUCUAGCUCCCACAAACGUUCCAACUCUGGUACUCCCGUAAGUUCUGGUAGAGUGACCGGUGGAAAGAAGCCCGCCGAGAAACGUCCCGGCACUGGUGUACGAAGAAAGAAGCAUGGCGGAGAGACAGAGAGUGGUAGAGAUACUGCCGACGCCGAUGACAAGGGCGAAGAUCUCAACCCAUACUGCGUGUGCGACAAGGUCAGCGACGGAACCAUGAUAGCUUGCGAUAAUGGCAAUUGUCCCAAGGAGUGGUUCCACCUUGCUUGUGUCGGGGUCAGCCCAGGAACUGAUUUUAGAAACAUCAAGUGGUUCUGUCCCCUCUGCAAAGACAACAUGCAGGGCCGAAGGGCGAACAAGAAGAGACGUAGGAAUUAGACUUGCGCAUUUAAUUGAACGCACAUGUCCAGGUACUUCACAUGUCAGGGUUUUUUCUUUCUGAUUUCUCUUUUUCCUUUCUUCAUCUCCUAUUGCUUCGUCUUUCUCAUCCUUACCUGGGGGCUGAGCUGUAUUUCUACGUCAAUUGGUUUCCUUGAUAAUCUGCUUUUUGCUGGGUGUUACGGAGCGACGGCUAUGAUUUUUUGUCUAUUGUUUGUUUUCCUCUUCUUUUUUUCCUUUCGAGUGAGGAUGGAGUUCGGAUUGCCUGGGCAAUGAGCACUUCUCUCUCACGGAUGUCUGUAGGAGUAACUACUGCUGGAAGAAAGGCCGAAUGCUAUUCGGCAGCAAUAUACCCUAGAUUCCCAUUGGUCACUUAACGCGGUGAUCACGUGAGG